UUUUCAAAUCGGCCUCUACCGGCCUUUCGUCGAAGCAGUACAUAUAGUAAAAAGCAUGAGGAAAAACGAAGGUUGUUGGUUUCUACACGUAUACUCGUACGUAUAUUUUUAUUUCGUAUUCUCGCAUCAUGUCGUUCGAGUAUCCCGUCGUCGGCUCGACAAAUUAUGGCAUUUCAACAUGAUAGAUUCUCAGAUGUAGUUAUGCAAUGGCGAAACGGAUUCACGUACGAGAUUUGGCACCAUUCGCAUCUUCAGAGGAUCUAAGUGAUGAGCGCGAGAGUCCAUUAGACGAAGAAAAACAAAAAGCCAAGUUACCUCAAAUCGAAGAAGAAAUGAAAGAAUCCUCCAAAGUUAACCUCAACGUAAUAAAUGUCGCACCGAGAAUCGAUAUCAGUCGAGCUAGCAGCUCUUCGCAUCAAGAAGACAGCAGUCCAGAACGCGAAUUACUUUUAGGAGCCGACGGCAAAGGAUCCAAAUUAGAAGUAGCAUUCGGAGAGGAAAAUGCCUCCGAUCUACACAGCAGUACCGAGGAGCUUUCUUUUCAAGAUCCUGCAGAAGCCGAAAAGUACAAAAAGAAGAAACAAUCGCAAACCUUCACAGAUUUACAAAACGAAAACCAACGAAAAGAUUCCGGAUGCAGCGACAUAGCGUUACUUUCGAUUAGCGGUAGAACUAGCAGAGUAUCUUCGGUGGGUUCUGUGGCUUCCGGCGGCUCAGGAAUAUCGAAUUAUUCAGCCCGAUCUCAUCUGUCCGCUACGUCAAAUUUAUCUAGAGCAUCGCGCGGUUCUUCGCCACAUCGCAUGUCGCUCGAGACAUCUUUCUGCGGCCCAAAACCGAUGCACAGUGUCAGCAUAGACGUCGACGAAACUGUCAAAAGUAUAGCGGAUAAAUUAUCUCAAAAGACUGAAAUGGCUGAAAACGCUGCCGCCGCCGCUGCCGUCGCCACCGCCGCAAAAGAAGUUAAAUCGGAAAAAGCUACAACGACGACAACGAAGACUAAAAGAACACCGAGAGAACCGGUCAGAAAAGCUGUCGCCGAUUCGAAAGCGUCGGCUUCUUCGCAGUCGCAGUCGCAGUCCAGAGAUAGUUCGUCAAAUCGACGCAGGAAACCGUCGGUCGAGAAUCCCAAAACGCAGAAAUUCGUGUCUCUUCACAGCGACGAAGAAGAAGAGCCGAUCGCCAGCAAAAGCGUCAACGCCAAGUCCAAGCCGACGAAUCCGACCAAUCCGGCCGUAGUAGAUAGUCGUACGCAGAUAUUCAUUCCAUUACACGGCGACGGCAGCGAAGUCGAGAAAACUUGCGAACCGAAUCCGAACAGUCCGAAACGUCUGAAGCCCUUUACCAACACGACGUUGGUUAAUUUUAUAUCCAGGUACGAUACGGCGGCAAAAGCCAGACGCGAACGAAGAUCCACCGUAUCCGAAUCGAAAGCCGAUUACAAUCCGCGCGGCAGUAUCAACGAAGAGUUUCAGAAAUUCAUCAGGUUGAAAGACGACGACGACGAUUACGGCGCUGGCUCCGGCUCCGGUUCCGCGAGCCUGAGAACGAAAUCGGCGACGCCGCCGAAACACCGAAGAAGCGUUUCCAAUAUACCGGCUACCACCUCGUCCACUCCGACAAAACCCGCAGCAUCGUCGGCUAAACAAAUCGUCGUUCCUAUUCAAGUAUAUCAAGCUCCAGAUACGACCAGUCCCAGUGCGGAUGUGUCUGCUGUAACGACGACAACAACUGCCCCAAGUUUGUCGUCAGCACCACCAGCAGCAUCAACAACAACCGUAGAAAAACCUAUAUCCGAUCUGCCCAAGUAUUUGAUGACCAACGACGGCACGACGCAGUAUAUUCCAUUACGCGGAUCGGACUCGGAUUUGCCCAAUACUCGCCAGCAAUCGUAUUCGAAUCAAAAUUAUCUAUCGGUCAAUAAAAACGAUAUCAAAUCACUCUCCGACGAUCGUAAUCUCUCGCAUUUGUCGCCGUUAAUAAGUCCGAAUCUAGGCAGACAUAAACCGUCUAAUUUAGAGCUGAAUUACCGCGACCAUCCGACCAGAUCUGCAAAAAGUAUGACGCAAUUAAUCAACAGAGACGAAUCCAGAACACCAUCGCCGAAUGCGUCCGCUUCUAAUCAUACUCGUUUGUAUCGACGAUGCUCCGAAUCGGCCAAAGAAAUUAGAAAUAUUGAGAAAUCUAAAUCGCGAUCAGGAUCGAUAAAAUCGUUAUUUUCUUCAUUCUUCAAACGAAGUAACAGCGCUCGAAAUAAAAAAACACACAGAACGGUCGAAUCGAAUCGUAACGAAAUCCCCGAUUCUAAAAUCACCAACGUAGAAUUCACAUUCAAACAACAGGCCAAAAGUAAAGAACCCGACUCGAUAAUAAUACCUUUACAUUCGGACGACGAAUCAGCUCCUUCGAAUUCUAAAGGUUAUGGCGAACGGCCAAAAAGAGAAUUGAAACAGGAGAAGCCGCAGAGUGCCGAAAACAAGACUAAUAUAACGGAUAAAAUCGUAACGAAAUCCAUUCCGUCGGCCUCAAGUUCGCCAAAAAUCAAAAGCGUGAGUUACGCGAAUAAUAUCGAAGGAUCGACGACGACGACGACGAAGCCGGCCCCGACCUCGGCACCGGCCGCGUAUACGAGUAGACCUAACGAACCGCAGAAAGUCAGAGUCGAAGAGUAUACUUGCUGCAAAAAAGAAAUCGUCAGAGAGAUUAGAAUCGUCGAGAAAACCAGCAUUUCGUCGUCGCCCGAAGUCGAAAAGAGGACUGAAAUUUACAAGCUCGAAUGCGAAGUUACCGUUCAUAACGAAGAGAGUCGGCAGCCGGAUAUUGAAAAACAAGUGAAGAAAAAUAAAUUAGAACCGGUGGCGGUGGCGACGGCGACGACGGCGGCGCAAGUUGAAGAGAAAGAAUCACCGUUGACCGAUCACAGCGAUUCGAACGUGCUGGUGAAAUCCGUCAGCGAUACGCGAGUCGAUCCGGCAGAAAAGCGUAAAAAAAUGUCGAAACACGAAGCGGUAGACGGCGAAGAAGGCGAUAUAUCGACUGAUUCGGAUAGAGUUACCUUGAUGUUGGGCGAAAACGAAGAAGAACAUAAAACAUUGGUCAACACGUCCGAGUCGUUCGACGAAGAAUUACCGUACGUUCCGACGACGCUGCCUCAGGAAAGAUCAGUCGCCGUGCCCAUAGUUCCGAUUAAAGAACGUUUGGGUGAAAUUCGAAUGCAAUCUGUCGACCGGCCACGCUCGGUUACGCCGCUCAAUCCAGCUCUGCUGGACAACUACGUUGCCACCAGUCUUCCAGCGACCGUCACCAGCACCGACGAAACCAGUACCACCGAAAAACUACACAUCACGCUGCCACGGACAGAUGCUGCAACAGACGCGCCGAAAAAGAAGAGUCCCCUAAUAAAAAAAAAGACUUGGCAAAACUUGAUCCAACAUGACCAUCAGCAGCAGAGUCCUACGAAAAAGAUAGCGCCCGACCAGAGCGAAUCUAAUACGCCGCCGGCUUUAUCUCCGCGUCCGCGAAGAUCCAUGUCGUGGGUAUCGUUCGACGAAUCUAGUCACGAAAUGAGACAAUCACCGAAACGUAUUACUACGUUACCGUCCUCGUCUUCGUACACCGCCGUCGCCGACACCAUCGGCGCUACGGAUUCGAGCGACAACCGAUACGCUCAACAACGUAUCGUUUUCGUUAAUCCCGACGAAUGCUCGUGCGAAUGUCACGAAACUCCUCAACAUAGUAUUAAACCAUUCCAUAACAAUAAUAAACCAUCGCAAUAGAAUACCUAAUAAUAUUUUACCUAAUACAUACCUAUUUUAGACAACAUUACCACAAAUAAUAAUACGCCUCGUAUUACAACAUUAUUAAAAACGUUAGUUCGUAUCGUUCCCCAUGUUUUUAUACACCUUUACUACGUUUCGUUUUAAUUUUCAUAAAUUUUUUUUUCUCGUAAUCUUAUUUCUUCAUAAUAUUUUAAUUUUCUUACUAUAUUAUUAUCAGUUAUUUAUUUAUUUAUUGAUCGUUGUUAUUUGUUUAUAUUUGAAAGAAAAAAACCAUUAACUGCGUAAGUAUAUUUAAAAAAGAAAAAAAUACCAAAAAAAAAAAAAGAUCAUUCCUUUCCAUCGUGGAAUAAAAUAGCACGAAAAUACAUUACAUAUUACCUAUACGCGGGUUUCUGUGAUUUUAAUACGAAUCAUCUCGUAGCAAAACGUUCGCGAUUUGCCUGACAUGAACAAUUAACAACCAAAGAUCCGCGUUCAAUAGAAAAUUAAUUUUUAUUAUAAAUGCUACCUACGUUUAUUUACGUAUUUUGUCAUUUUAUACUUUUUAUUUUGUUGAAUAUUGUAGCAAUAAAUUUGUUAAUUAAAA
Messenger RNA from Planococcus citri (citrus mealybug), 4362 nucleotides. Its product is annotated as proteoglycan 4. NCBI's taxonomy places the organism in Eukaryota, Metazoa, Arthropoda, Insecta, Hemiptera, Pseudococcidae. Bases 207 to 3773 code for a protein of 1188 amino acids. The transcript has 11 exons. The record is from RefSeq and is a predicted model, not a curated record.